AUGUCGAAACUGUUCAAGCCGUUGAAAGUCGGGGGUAUUGAGCUGGGGAACCGGCUAGCGUUGGCGCCGUUAACUCGGUACCGAGCGGACGAUGAAUGGACUCCAACACCGAUGAUGAAGGAAUACUACGAACAGAGGGCCUGCGUGCCCGGCACACUGCUCAUCUCAGAGGGAACCCUGAUAUCCCACCGCACCGCCGGCCGCUGGAACGUACCCGGCAUCUGGAACGAAGCCCACAUCGCCGGCUGGAAAGAGGUCACGGAUGCCGUUCACGCGAAGGGCUCGUUCAUCUACUGCCAGCUAUGGCAUCUCGGUCGCGGCGGUAGGGUCGAUGUUCUCCAGCAGCUCGGCUUUAACCUGGAGUCAUCGAGUGCCGUCCCCAUCAAUGAAGACAGUCCGACACCGGUGGAGUUGACGGAGGAUGACAUAACACAAAUCAUCCAAGACUGUGCGCAGGCUGCGCGAAACGCUAUCCAGGCUGGGUUCGAUGGCGUGGAGAUCCAUGGUGCGAAUGGUUACCUUCCAGACCAGUUCCUCCAGGAUACAUGCAACAAGCGCAACGACGCCUGGGGCGGGAGUAUCGAGAAGCGAGCGCGCUUUCACUUGGAGGUGACCAAGGCCGUGAUCGAAGCUGUCGGAGCGGAUAGGACCGCCGUCAGGCUGAGUCCGUACAGCGACUUUCAGGGGAUGCUCAUGGGCGACCCGGAUCCGACGUUCAAGUACGUGACGGAGCAGCUGAAGCCGCUGGGCCUGGCAUACCUGCAUCUGAUUGAGGCGAGAAUCAGCGGCAACGAUGACACGGACACUGGUGGACAGCGGACUGUCAAGUGGCUCGUAGAGUUGUGGGAUAACACGAGUCCCGUAUUGCUCGCCGGGGGAUUGAACGCGGAGACGGCGAAGAAGGCUGUCGAGGAAACCUACAAGGACUACGACGUCGCCAUCGUCUUUGGUCGAUUCUUCAUCUCGAAUCCUGACCUCGUCUUCCGGAUCAAGGAGGGUAUCAACCUGGAGAAAUAUGAGCGGACGUAUUUCUACACCCCGAAGCUGCCGAAAGGGUACAUUGACUACCCCUUCUCCCCUCAAUUCCAGGCUACUUUGAAGGCUUGA
Messenger RNA from Colletotrichum chrysophilum, 1107 nucleotides. RefSeq lists its product as uncharacterized. The transcript is spliced from 2 exons. Bases 1 to 1107 code for a protein of 368 amino acids. The record is from RefSeq and is a predicted model, not a curated record. Gene Ontology annotation, molecular function: FMN binding; NADPH dehydrogenase activity. NCBI's taxonomy places the organism in Eukaryota, Fungi, Ascomycota, Sordariomycetes, Glomerellales, Glomerellaceae.